Prorocentrum cordatum is the source of this 327-nucleotide messenger RNA. The record is from the annotation of a GenBank genome assembly. Lineage: Eukaryota; Dinophyceae; Prorocentrales; Prorocentraceae.
GAGGCAGCGCACAAGGAGGCGGUCGAGAACCUGGUGCAGGCGAAGGCGGCCGUGGAGGAGGCGGCGGCAGUCCUCGAGGCGGCUCGCCAGCGCCAGGCCGAGGGCCGCGAGGCGUUGGAGCAGGCCGAGCGGAUGGAACAGGUCCGCCAGAGCCAGCUGCAGCUCGUAGGCGUGGCCGCGCUCCUGAUCGCGGCCAAGUUCGAGGAGAUCAAGCCGCCCGACGUCAAGGACCUCGUCUAUUACACUGCUGAUGCCUACACCAGGCAACAGGUGGUGAAGAAGGAGCUUGACGUCUUGACCAGGCUCCGUUUCGAGGAGGGGUCGUGA